AUGACAGAAGCUACUAGUAGUGGUAGUGGUAGUAGUACUACUACAACAGGCAAGAAGAAACCAAGCCUGCUGGUAGACUACAGCAAGUCUUCUUGCAAAGAGCUGGGAGUGGUCAGGUCUGCUUCAGCUCAUGGGAUGAGUUUGAGUGGGAUGGCAAGAGUACAUGCAGGCCACUUGCGAGCUAGCACUGGUUCCAUUCCAGUUCCGUCAGUGCGCUCCAGCACUCGCACUGGUACUUCCAGUAGCAGUCGAAGGUUUUUGUUGGGUCGCAAUAAGAGCGAAUCUCACUUGAAAGGCACCAGAAAAGAAAGACUCAUCAAGAUUCUAGACCAAGCUACUAGUACUGCUCAAGUACAGUUGCCCUUGCAUGUUCCUGCAUCUGAGCCUGUACAGGUAGAUGCAACUGCUCAAGAAGGCACUACUAGUAGUACUAGUAGAGAAGAAAUCACUUUUUGUGUCAAGAGAACCUCUGAUCCAAUCAUGACACACUUGGGAGACAGCAGUGCUGGUGGAAGCACUGGUAGAAGCAGUAGCAAUAGCAAUAGCAAUAGCAAUAGCAAUGACUUGAAUGCAAGUUCAGAUACUUUGCAAGCUUCAGAAGGAUCUCAAGAUACUCAAGGCUCAGACAGUACACGCAUUCACAUUCGAAGGAGACACCUACAUGUACAAGAAGACACCACAGGUAUACAUACCAGCACUGCAAUGACUCCAAUGAUGUCAUGCAGUGCCACAAUCACCAUGCCCAAGAGAAGCUACCAUUCUCUACUGGACACUAGUGUGCACAGCACCUUUUUGCCCUCCAAGAACAACCCCACCAGGAUUUUCAGAUCAAGGUCUUCAAGGGUGGCUAACAGAUCCCACAGCAUCAGCAGGAAUGCCGUGCAAAACAUCAAGGGAACUCAAGACACUCAAGAUGACCUUAUUACUAGUAGUAAUAACCUCAAUGUAUCGUCUUUGGCAAACUGCUACAGCUACAGCUACAGCUACAGGCAACCAAACAAAAAUGAAAAUACUGAAGAACCCGUUCCUCGCACUCCUCAUUCCAAAGAAGAUGAAGAAGAAGAUGAUGGAGACAGCUUUUGCAAUGACUCGUCUUGUGAGCGAUCGGCUCAUCCUCAUGCCCAUUCCCAUGCUCAUGGACACAACAACAACAACAAUGUCACGCAACAAGUCAAACCUGCCAAGGACCUGGUGGAUCAACUUCAUAACGACGACAUUCCCCUAGAGAUCACCACCAGCCCCAAGACCAACAAGCGAGAAACCAGGCGUAGUGCCAUGACACGGCAAAAGUCGCAGCCACUUCUAUUGCCACGUCAACGAUCUUUCAAGGACCUAAAGGCAUCCAAGCACAAGGCGAAGACAAGACCUGUAUUGGCCAAACAGGGAUCAUUCACCACCAGGCAGGCAGAGUUCGCUGCUUUGGAAGCAAUCAUGGGAAAAACAAGGUUGCCCAACAACACUUCUACAUGUACUACUGCCAGUACCGGUAGAAGAACCAAACUCAGACGAUCCCAAUCACUCGAAGGAAGUGGAUUCACACCCUCUUCUCCUUCUACUACUUCUAAAAGUACCAUGGACACUACUAAAAGUACCAUGGACACAAGCAAAUUUGAACGACGACCCAUUGGACUGGUCAGCCCUGCUGCUGCCGUCGCACGCAAUGGGUUCCUCCGAAACAGCGGCGGUGCGGCUUCUUCUUCGGCGCAACGAAGACGAAUGAUGAUGCUGGCUAACUCGGGCAAGAAGACUAAAAGAGCUCAGAGCAUGCGACAUCUCAACAGCAAACCAUCAUCAUCGGCCAACAGCAGCAGCAACAGCAACAGGGAUGAGUUGGCAACCACCAGACACAACUCGUCGUCCACAGAACACAACCCCAGACGCGCUUCUUCCAUGGACAAACGAGGACACAUGCUGCGGCAAGGAUCCUUUGUCGCCGGAUCUCGCAUGAGAACACUCAGAGCAUAG
Molecule: messenger RNA, 1965 nt
Organism: Seminavis robusta
Lineage: Eukaryota; Bacillariophyta; Bacillariophyceae; Naviculales; Naviculaceae
Source: the annotation of a GenBank genome assembly